Sorex fumeus (smoky shrew) is the source of this 3934-nucleotide messenger RNA. It is a transcript of the gene OXCT1, whose product is annotated as 3-oxoacid CoA-transferase 1. The transcript has 17 exons. Gene Ontology annotation, biological process: ketone body catabolic process. Gene Ontology annotation, cellular component: mitochondrion. Gene Ontology annotation, molecular function: succinyl-CoA:3-oxo-acid CoA-transferase activity. Bases 65 to 1603 code for a protein of 512 amino acids. Lineage: Eukaryota; Metazoa; Chordata; Mammalia; Eulipotyphla; Soricidae. The record is from RefSeq and is a predicted model, not a curated record.
CGCGGCGCCCCGGCACCAACUCCCGGACAGUCGCGCGCCCGCCGCAGACCCGCGAGGCGCGAACAUGGCGGCGCUCGGACGACUCGUGUCCUGCCCGCGCCUCGUCGCCCGCUCGCAGGGAUGUGUUUCAUACUUUUCAACCAGCGCAUGUCGCCAUACGAAAUUUUAUACAGAUCCAGUGGAGGCUGUAAAAGAUAUCCCUGAUAAUGCAACAAUCUUGGUUGGUGGUUUUGGGUUGUGUGGAAUUCCAGAGAAUCUUAUAGGAGCCUUACUAAAGACUGGAGUGAAGGGUUUAACUGCAGUCAGCAACAAUGCAGGGGUGGACAACUUCGGCUUGGGCCUUUUACUUAAAUCCAGGCAGAUAAAGCGCAUGGUCUCUUCAUACGUGGGAGAAAACGCAGAAUUCGAACGCCAGUAUUUAGCUGGUGAAUUAGAAGUGGAGCUGACACCUCAGGGCACUCUUGCAGAGAGGAUUCGUGCAGGUGGGGCUGGAGUGCCCGCGUUCUACACCAGCACCGGGUACGGGACCCUGGUGCAAGAAGGCGGAUCCCCAAUCAAGUACAACAAAGAUGGCAGCAUUGCCAUUUCCAGUAAGCCAAGAGAGGUGAGGGAGUUUAAUGGCCAGAACUACAUCUUGGAGGAAGCCAUUACUGGGGAUUUUGCUUUGGUGAAAGCCUGGAAGGCUGACCGUGGAGGAAACGUGAUUUUCAGGAAAAGUGCGAGGAAUUUCAACUUGCCAAUGUGUAAGGCGGCGAGCACCACAGUGGUGGAGGUUGAAGAAAUUGUGGAUGUUGGAUCAUUUGCUCCAGAAGACAUCCACAUCCCCAAGAUUUAUGUCCAUCGCCUUAUAAAGGGAGAGAAAUAUGAGAAAAGAAUUGAGCGUUUAUCAGUCCGGAAAGAGGAAAAUGUGAAAGGCAAAUCUGGUACAUCUGGAGAAAAUGUAAGGGAGCGGAUCAUCAAACGCGCAGCUCUUGAAUUUGAGGAUGGCAUGUAUGCUAAUCUGGGCAUUGGAAUUCCACUUCUGGCUAGCAACUUUAUCAGUCCAAAUAUGACUGUUCAUCUGCAAAGUGAAAAUGGAGUCUUGGGUUUGGGCCCCUAUCCUUUGCAAAAUGAGGUUGAUGCUGAUCUAAUUAAUGCAGGCAAGGAAACAGUUACUGUUCUUCCAGGAGCCUCUUAUUUCUCCAGUGAUGAAUCAUUUGCGAUGAUUAGAGGCGGACAUGUUGAUCUAACAAUGCUGGGGGCAAUGCAGGUUUCCAAAUACGGUGACUUGGCUAACUGGAUGAUCCCUGGGAAGAUGGUGAAAGGAAUGGGAGGUGCCAUGGAUCUAGUGUCCAGUGCAAAAACCAGAGUGGUGGUCACCAUGGAGCAUUCUGCAAAGGGAAAUAAACAUAAAAUCAUGGAGAAAUGUACAUUACCACUGACGGGAAAGCAUUGUGUCAACCGCAUCAUUACAGAAAAGGCUGUGUUUGACGUGGACAGUAAGAAAGGGCUGACUCUGAUCGAGCUCUGGGAAGGCCUGACAGUGGAUGACAUAAAGAAGAGCACAGGCUGUGACUUUGCAGUUUCACCAAAGCUCAUGCCAAUGCAGCAGAUCACAACUUGAAAUGGACAUAAAUAUUGCUCCAGUUUGUGUGGUUUUCAUUUUAACCCUGUAGGAUUUCAUUAGGGGAUAGCAGUUAUCAUAAUCAUAUGUUUAAUAAGCUAAUUUUAACUUGUUUUCUUGUAGCAGCUUUGUUUCUGUAGCCAUGUGGAUUUUUUUCUUUAAAGAGUGCUGUUAUAUUUUAAUCAAAAACAGAAAAAAAAGUAGAUCAUUUUAAAAGCUUCAAGAAGGCUAUAUUUAUAAUUGGUGCUCAUGUUGUAUUUUUCUUUACUCUCUGUGCUGUGCACCCCGAAUAAUGUGCAACUUGUACCAAGAUGGGCCCUUAGGAAGAAUUGCAUUGAUGUACUUUUCCUGAUAACUAAAUAUUAGUGGGGUAGGGGAGGUAGGAGGGUUAGGGAUAAAAAAAAAAAAAAACUCCACCCAGAGUAUACCCCAGGCAACAUUUUACAGCUUCUGAGAAAAAUGCUGACUUACUGGCGAUGUUUUUUCUCUAAGCUUCCUCUGACAUAUAUUUUGGAGCCUUAAUUUUAUGAUGACAUUUUAUUUUCUCUAGAGUGUACAUCCCACAUUUUCAGAGCUAAAUAGCUAUCCAAGAAUGCAAGCAGGAGUGCCUUAGUAUGGGGAAAUAAUGGUUUAUGAAACAGACCAAAUAUUACAGGGUUUGUUGGUGCUGACAGACCACCAAAAGUUGCCUUUGUCAACCAAUCAAUUAAUCAAUUGUCAAUCUGUGCUUUGUUAAUACUGUGUUUAUUAUAGAAAGAGGGCUAUAAACCAGACUUGAUCUGCCAGUUUUUUCAUUUUAAAGUAAUGGACCUAGAAGUGUUCUUAGAAGUCUUUCUCUAACUUAUUGAAAUCUGGGGUCCAAUUAUAUAAUAUCUCCUUCUUAAUCCAAGAGUAGCACUGGGAUAUAUUUUUCAUGAACAUGUCAUAAUGGCAGCAGUUUAAAAAAAAUAAAAGUGAAGAAAAUUUCCUUUCCAGGUCUCUAAGUUCUGCUCAGAAAAGUUUCUAAAUACUUAAUGCUUUUCCCUACAGAAUGGUGUUCUUUUUUCCACCCAGGAUACUACUACUGAGUAUUUCAAAUUCAGUUUUAUCCAAGCAGGGUAAAUGAUGAGCCAAUCCACGAUUUGAGAAACAGUGUAAUGACUUUCAUUGUUCAAAUAAACGUGAUAGAUUAGGUUUUAGAAGAAAAGUCUCACAGUUAUCUUCAGUGCCACACACUUGCCUGAGGGACAGCUGUGGAGCAUCCUGGACAGCGGGCAGGAGAAAAGCUCAGGCCUCCUGGAAAGAAACCAGGCCUGGCAGGUUGCAAUGGAGCUUUCCUGGGGCACUUAGCGCUCAUCUAACUUGCUGGGCUUCUGUCCUUAAUAGGUCCAUGUUAAACUGAAAAUAUCAAAGAUGCACUUAAUACCUCUAGUCUGUCAAACAGUGUUGCCUAGCCUACUUGAAACGGGUUCAGAACACUACACAGUCGCCCGGAUGUGGAGGGAAGCAGUCUAACGCAAAGCCGGUUUUUAUUAUUGAGUGUUUACUCUCCUGUAAUUUGAACACACCCUCUGGCCAGGUGUUCUUAUGAUCAUGUGACUGAGUGGGUGCUGGGGCUUGGUGCCACAGCAUUCCUGGCGACUGUUAUAGCCUGGGAAAAGAUCAAAAUUCAAAAUUUAAAGUUCAGUUUCUUCUGAGUGCCUGUUAUUUUCACAACAUUGUUGUAAAGCUGAAGAAGCUGUAAGUCAGACCAUUAUUAAAUUGGGGACUCCAUGGGAAUUUUUGUAUGUUUUUAGGUGAUGCUUGUCAUUGUCAUUGCCAUGAUCACAAUGUUAUGACCCACAGUUACAUUAUAUACAAAAUUAGAGGGAGGAGAGAGCUGUGUUUUAGUAGCACAUACAAUGUGUAAGAUAGUUUUCAGUGAACUCAGGGUUGGAAGCAUGCUUUUCUAAUACCAGUAAAAGAAAAAUAAAUAACAAACAGGACUCAAAAUUUUGAGCACAGGGGAGUAAUUUUGUCUGUUAGAAUUAACUUUUGGAAUAAAUAUAUGUUGCUGAUAGAUGCUCUAUUUGCAAACUUUGCUUAUCAUUCCAGCUUGUCACUUGAAGAUAAUGUGAUUCUCACCAUGUUCCUUACCUUGAGUGGCAAAAAAAAUUCUAAGUAGAUGACUUUAUAUCCUAGUUAAAGAGUGCUAUCAUAGUAAGAAAAUCAUUAGAAUGACAAAUAUUUUAGAUGAUACAGAUUGAUGGGAAUGUUGUUUUCCUCAUUUAGAAAUUUUGUGACUAAAUUUGGAAAUAAUAGAACAGUGAUUGCUGUAAUGAUCAACAAAAAUAAAGUCAGCACAUAUUCUGA